This is a messenger RNA of Coregonus clupeaformis (lake whitefish), 1087 nucleotides long. RefSeq lists its product as uncharacterized. NCBI's taxonomy places the organism in Eukaryota, Metazoa, Chordata, Actinopteri, Salmoniformes, Salmonidae. The transcript is spliced from 4 exons. The record is from RefSeq and is a predicted model, not a curated record. The coding region runs from base 58 to 984 and encodes 308 amino acids.
AAGAACCUUCUGGAGACUUUCCUGAGUGUUCCACACAGCCCUCCUGUGGAAUCCUUCAUGGAGGAUUACAGCUGCAUGGAAGAGAGGAACUGGGUGUCCUCUCCCACCCUCUCUCGUGCCAGGAGUGCACGCCUGGAGAGUGAUGAUGACUCCACAAUCACACAAGAGUCAGGUGAAGUGGGCGUGGUCAAGCCCAGCUCUAGAAAAACCAUCAAUGGUCUUCUAUCUGACAUGUUCAUUUUCAGAGUUGGAGAACUUCUCCAAGAGGGUUGUGAUGAUGAUGAGGUUGAACAGACUGCUGCCAGAGUUGAAGAACGUCUCCAAGAGGCUUGGGAUGAUGAUGAGGUUGAACGUAUUUCAAACAACGAUUGCAUGAUGCCGGACAUGAUGUCAGAGACUUCGUAUAAGUAUUCUCUUGAAUCUGAUGUCACUGGCUGUGAGAAGAAACCCUACUCCCCUUGGAUGACAGGGGAACUGGACGAGUGCAGAGCUGAAUCAGUGGACUCAGCCAAGACAGAGCACAGAACCUCAUCCUUCCGGCAGUCCAAUCCCAGCCAGGCUUCCUUCAAGGCAGAAGCCUCAUCAGGUGCCUCCUCACUGGCCUCACUGGAGACGAUGGUAAACCUCAGCUCUUCUAACAAUGCUGCAUUAACAGCUGACCGUCAGAACAUGGCUGUGACUCAGAGCAGCACAGGGGCAGCAGGUCACAAAGGGUGGCGCUGCAUCCCUUGCUGCCAGACUGCUGAGGGGACACCCAUUGAGGUGCCUAAAACUCUAUCAAAGACAGCGAAGUUUCAGAACAAAAGCCAGAAGAAAUCUUCCAAGCCUCGUAAAGGAAAUAAAUUCAACAAUUCAGUGGCACCCCUGCCUGUUUCAGCUGCUGCAGAGAAACACAAGAAGCCCUCCUUUGGCUCCCGCUUGUCUGCUGCCUUCGCCAGGUUCUUUUGUGGAUGCUGUGGUAGCAAGAAGAAGAUCAGACUGUAGAGAAUCAUAUCAGCCACAAAGGUUAACACCAGACAUAUUUCAACGCUGGGUUUGAAUAGUAAAACCCACAUGAAUAAAUAAAUAAACAUAAUUGCACUCAAGU